Molecule: messenger RNA, 1378 nt
Organism: Carlito syrichta (Philippine tarsier)
Lineage: Eukaryota; Metazoa; Chordata; Mammalia; Primates; Tarsiidae
Gene: LRRC58
Product: leucine rich repeat containing 58
Exons: 5
Molecular function (GO): protein binding
Source: RefSeq, a predicted model, not a curated record
UCCUUGCCAAUAGCUUCAAAAAGUCAGACACUCUCUUGCUUGAGCCUGCUCCUAAUUCUCUGGACUGUACUGCCUCUCCUGCUUAAUAAAUCUAUUUUCAAAUUUUUUAAAAAGGUAAGAACCACAAUUUUCGCCUUAAUUAGACAGUUUCUCAAGUAUCUUAGCUGUUCAGUGAUCUGGUUACAUUUAUCCCAAAAUACAGCUGAUAAAAAUACAGUCACGAGGAUAGAGGAGGCCAGAGCGGUGGUGGCCACUGCCGGGGAGGCCGAACUGAACUGCUCCUGCCUCAGCAUGUAGAUAGUUGAAUCAGAGCUGGAGGCGCUGGGUGCGCGGGAUGCGCUGCUGCGGCUGCUGCUGCCUCACAACCGUCUGAUGUCGCUGCCGCGGGCGCUGGGCAGCGGCUUCCGGCACCUUCAGCUGCUGGACGUGAGCGGCAACGCGCUGACGGCCCUCGGGCCAGAGCUGCUCGCGCUGCGCGGCCUGCGUACGCUGCUGGCCAGGAACAACCGGCUCGGCGGGCCCGGCGCGCUGCCCAAGGGCCUGGCCCAGUCGCCUCUCUGCCGCAGCCUCCAGGUGCUCAACUUGAGCGGCAACUGUUUCCAGGAGGUUCCUGCCUCGCUCCUGGAGCUGCGCGCGCUGCAGACCCUGAGCCUGGGCGGCAACCAGCUGCAGAGUAUCCCGGCGGAGAUCGAGAACUUGAGGAGUUUAGAGUGUUUAUAUCUUGGAGGAAACUUCAUCAAAGAAAUCCCACCAGAAUUAGCAAAUCUGCCUUCUCUGAAUUACUUGGUAUUAUGUGACAACAAAAUCCAGAGUGUGCCUCCACAGCUCUCACAGUUGCAUUCACUUCGUUCCCUCAGUCUUCACAAUAACUUGCUGACAUAUUUGCCUAGAGAGAUCCUCAACCUUAUUCAUUUGGAAGAGUUGAGUUUACGAGGAAAUCCAUUGGUUGUUCGUUUUGUUAGAGAUUUAAUCUAUGACCCUCCAACUCUCCUGGAAUUAGCUGCACGGACCAUUAAAACCCGAAAUAUUUCCUACACUCCCUAUGAUCUUCCUGGGAAUCUUCUUAGAUAUUUGAGUUUAGCCAGCAAUUGCCCAAACCCAAAGUGUGGAGGAGUGUACUUCGACUGCUGUGUCAGACAAAUUAAAUUUGUGGACUUCUGUGGGAAAUAUCGCCUCCCACUGAUGCACUACUUAUGCUCUCCAGAAUGCUCUUCUCCCUGCAGUUCUGCCUCUCACAGCUCUACAUCCCAGAGUGAAUCUGACUCAGAAGAUGAAGCUAGUGUUGCCGCACACAGAAUGCAGAAAGUUCUUCUUGGUUGAACAAGAGUUCAGGGUGAGAUAGACUAAAAAACUGAAUAAAAAUGGUUAGAAAAGAAAA